This is a messenger RNA of Clonostachys byssicola, 774 nucleotides long. The record is from the annotation of a GenBank genome assembly. Lineage: Eukaryota; Fungi; Ascomycota; Sordariomycetes; Hypocreales; Bionectriaceae.
AUGAGUUUCGUUGGCAAAAUUUACGUGGUGACUGGCGCUGGGUCCGGCAUUGGAAAAGCCACUGUGAAGAAGCUCCUUGACCAAGGGGCCACGGUGCACGCUCUUGAUAUCACAAAGAUAUCGGUGCACGAAAAUACAGGCGGCCACCAAAUUUCACACGAGAAUGUCGACAUCAGUUCACGCAACUCAGUCAAAGCAGCCCUGAACGAGAUUUGGCAAGCUAAGAAUGACAACCAAUGGCUUGAUGGGCUUGUUAAUUGCGCGGGUGUCCUGCGCCCAACUGCGUACAAUACCAGCACUGAGGAGGACAAAGUGUUUGACUUGCUGUGGAAGGUCAACGUCAUGGGCGCAUGGCACGUGACUACGGAGUUUCAUGCUCGGCUGCAACAUCUCCGUCAAUCCGAAGGCACCCAGUAUGCUAAAGCUACAGCGAGCAUAGUCAAUAUUGGCUCGAUGGCUUCAGUGCGAGGCAUUCCUGGGAUGGCGGCAUACGUGGCUAGCAAGCACGCAGUACACGGGCUGACAAGAACUCUUGCCCAGGAUCUCGGUCCCUCUGGGUACCGAGUUAACACAGUGGCGCCAGGGGCUGUCAAUACGCCGAUGAUAGCAACGGAGCUUCGGGACGGCACUCAUGAAACAGACAGGGCUUUUCGGGGUGCGUUCAAGACAUCAUCGGAGCCGGAGGAAAUUGCUGAUACCAUUUUGUUUCUCUUGGGAGACGGAUCGUCGUCGAUUUCUGGGCAGCUCCUGGAAGUGAAUGGUGGCUGGCCGUAG